Molecule: messenger RNA, 1464 nt
Organism: Lasiodiplodia theobromae
Lineage: Eukaryota; Fungi; Ascomycota; Dothideomycetes; Botryosphaeriales; Botryosphaeriaceae
Product: Pisatin demethylase
Exons: 4
Coding region: 1-1464 (487 amino acids)
Molecular function (GO): oxidoreductase activity, acting on paired donors, with incorporation or reduction of molecular oxygen; heme binding; monooxygenase activity
Source: RefSeq, a predicted model, not a curated record
AUGGUCGACACCCUUCGAACACGCUUCUUCCACUUGAACGUAUUCCAGGGACCAAGUUGGGCAGCCUAUACAAGACUCUGGCUAUGCAAGACAUUGGCAUCGGGCAGCUCAGCACAGAUCUUCGUCGAUGUUAACAAGAAGUACGGCCCAGUGGCACGCAUCGGGCCAAACAACCUGGUAACAGACGACCCCGAAUUCGUGAGACGGAUACUUGCAGCUCGAUCUCACUACACCCGUGGUCCGUGGUUCGAUUCCAUCAAGAUUGACCCUCACGUGUCCAACAUCGUGUCCGAGAGGCAUCCGGGCAGGCACAACCAUCUCCGGUACCAGAUGUCCGCUGGAUAUGCCGGCAAGGAUAUCAGCGGUCUGGAGUCGACGGUCAACGAGCGCAUCUCCACCUUCAUCAGGCGCAUCGAGGACAACUGGCUGUCAACGCCCGAGUUCACGAAGAGGUUCGACAUCGCUAAGAGAAUACAAUACCUUGCCGUCGACAUCAUCACGCAUCUCGCAUUUGGGAAGCCGCUUGGCUUCGGGGAGGCCGACGCGGACUUGUUUAACUUCCUUUCCACCAUCGAGAUGCAGCUUCCCAUUGUGCAGCACUUCUCGGUCAUCUUGGAGCUCAACGAUCUGCUGGCUUGGGUGGCCAAAUUCAAAUGGUUGAGGAGGUUCAUUGUGCCAUCUUCGAAAGACAAAAAGGGCAUCGGCAUGAUCAUGGGAAUCUCCCACGAGGUUAUCAAGAAGCGUUUUGGGCCUUCAGCGGAAAAGAAGAAAGACAUGCUCGGCUCCUUCAUCUCCCGGGGCUUAGACGCCGACGAGGUGGAGAUGGAAAUAUCUAUUUCACUAGUUGCUGGGUCUGACACCACGGCCACGGCGAUGCGUUCGACACUCCUCUCGAUCAUCUCGACCCCGCACGUCUACUCCCGUUUGAGGCAAGAGAUCGAUGAUGCCAUCUCACGUGGUGAAGUCUCUUCGCCCAUCACUGAGGAAGAGGCGAAGCGUCUGCCCUACCUUCAAGCCGUGCUCAAGGAAGGUCUUCGCCGCUUCCCGCCGAUCACGCAACUGCGUGAGCGCAUGGUGCCACCGGAAGGCGACUGGUACGAUGGAAAGCACAUUCCCGCAGGCACCUUCGUGGGUCUGAAUGCGUGGGGUCUCCAGCUGAACCGUGUGUUUGGUGAUGACCCUGAGAUAUUCAGGCCGGAGAGAUGGCUCAUCGACGACCAAGACCGGCUUCGUCGCAUGGGUCAGGUGCAGGAGCUGAUAUUCGGCCAUGGGACCACAAAAUGCCUGGGAAUACCCAUCGCGAUGAUGACGCUCAACAAGAUCUUUGUUGAGCUGCUUCGACGAUUUGAUGUACAAGUGAUGAAUCCGCACAGGCCCUGGACGAGCAUUUGCUACGGCAUUUUCUUCCAGAAAGACUUUAACGUCCGCAUUACACGUCGUGAUGAUUCCAUAGAGGCCGCAUAG